Molecule: messenger RNA, 708 nt
Organism: Eptesicus fuscus (big brown bat)
Lineage: Eukaryota; Metazoa; Chordata; Mammalia; Chiroptera; Vespertilionidae
Gene: NKAIN2
Product: sodium/potassium transporting ATPase interacting 2
Exons: 8
Coding region: 88-708 (206 amino acids)
Biological process (GO): regulation of sodium ion transport
Source: RefSeq, a predicted model, not a curated record
UCAAAGAGUAAGAGAAGAUGGAAGAAAAGUAACAAAAAGUAAAAGAAAUGGGGGAACGCCAACAUGACACAAGUUAAUAACUGGUGAAUGAAGAUGGAUUUAUAUGACUGGCAGUAUCAGGUUUGUGUGCUGGAGAGGCAAAUAUUUGACUUCCUUGGAUAUCAGUGGGCACCUAUCCUGGCAAAUUUUGUACAUAUUAUUAUCGUCAUUCUUGGUUUAUUUGGAACUAUUCAAUAUAGACCUCGUUACAUAAAAGGAUAUGCUGUCUGGCUAGUCCUCUGGGUUACGUGGAAUGUGUUUGUUAUCUGCUUCUAUUUGGAGGCUGGGGACCUCUCAAAGGAAACAGACCUUAUCCUGACUUUUAAUAUUUCAAUGCACCGAUCUUGGUGGAUGGAGAAUGGACCAGGAUGUACGGUGACAUCAGUGACACCUGCCCCAGACUGGGCCCCAGAAGACCAUCGCUACAUCACGGUCUCAGGGUGUUUUCUGGAGUACCAGUACAUAGAAGUGGCUCAUAGUUCCCUCCAGAUUGUCCUCGCACUGGCAGGGUUCAUCUACGCCUGUUAUGUUGUGAAAUGUAUAACAGAAGAAGAGGACAGCUUUGAUUUCAUAGGUGGCUUUGAUUCUUAUGGCUAUCAAGGGCCUCAGAAGACGUCUCAUUUACAACUACAGCCUAUGUACAUGCAAAUUCCCUUGGAUAACAACUGA